Messenger RNA from Syzygium oleosum, 1377 nucleotides. Its product is annotated as serine carboxypeptidase 24-like. Gene Ontology annotation, biological process: proteolysis. NCBI's taxonomy places the organism in Eukaryota, Viridiplantae, Streptophyta, Magnoliopsida, Myrtales, Myrtaceae. Gene Ontology annotation, molecular function: serine-type carboxypeptidase activity. The record is from RefSeq and is a predicted model, not a curated record. Gene Ontology annotation, cellular component: vacuole. The coding region runs from base 1 to 1377 and encodes 458 amino acids. The transcript has 10 exons.
AUGGGGAGACUUGCAUCACCAGACGCUUUCCACCUUCUCUUGUUGAGCUUAUUGAUGUCGUCUGUUGCGGCGAGGACUUCCAUAGACGACGCGGCGAGUGCCAAGAUCACGAGGUUACCCAGACAACCCAAGGACGCAUGCGUCGCGCAGUAUUCGGGUUAUGUGAGGAUAAGCGAGAGAAAGAAGAUGUUCUAUUGGCUGGUCGAAGCGUCAUCAGAUGCAGACUCCAAGCCUCUUCUCCUGUGGCUCAACGGAGGACCCGGUUGCUCGUCGAUUGGGUACGGAGCUUUUCAGGAGAUCGGACCCUUUCAGGUCCUGCCCAAUGGGAAACUUGCGAAGAGACAAAUCUCAUGGGACACCGAGGCGAAUUUGCUCUUCCUUGAUUCCCCUUUUGGUGUCGGAUAUUCUGUUCGCAGCAUUGUUGAGCAAGAUGGAGAUAAUAGCACUGCCAUGGACAGUUAUGCGUUUCUAAACAAAUGGCUUGAAGUCUUCCCGAAAUUCAAGUACAGAGAGUUCUAUCUUGCUGGAGAGAGCUAUGCAGGCCAUUAUAUUCCUCAACUUGCACAAGUGAUUGUAAAUCAAAACAAAGGGAUCGCCCGACCAAUUAUCAAUCUGAAGGGACUCUUGUUAGGAAAUCCUUCUCUUGACAAAGCAACUGGAGAUCCUGCAAAGUGGGAGUUCUAUUGGAAUCUGGGGCUUCUUUCAGACACUACGUACGAAAACAUGAGGAAAUUUUGCUCUGUGGAUAGAGCUUCGGAAGGCUGCUCUAAAGCGCAGAAAGAAGCAGGUGACAAUGAAAUGGGAGUUGUAAAUAUCUUUAACGUAUAUACGAGACCAUGCGGGGACAACUCCAUACAGGAUCUGAUGUAUAGAGACGGGAAUGAAUUCUGCAUGGAUGCUGACACCGUGAAGUACCUGAAAAGGAAAGAGGUGCAAGAGUGCUUCCACGUUGACACCUCCUACAUUCCAUUGAACUACACGCUCUGCAGUGAACCACGCGUCAAACUCAUAUAUAGCAAAAGUGACAAAGAAACAUCGGUCCUGCCAAUCCUUAAAGAACUCAUAGAGACCCGCUUGCGGAUUUGGAUAUAUAGAUGGGAUCCAGUCAUUAAUUUACCAACUCCAACUGCAAGAGUGGAUGUGCCUUUUCUCCCUGAUGAUGAGUAUCAUAUGUGGACCUUGAAGGCGCUGCAUAUACAUGGUACACAUGAUACAUAUAAGACGACCCUUAAACCCUCCACUCUAAAACAUGAAUUCAUCCUCUCCCUCAUUGCUCACGGGGAGAUAUUGUUCCCAAGUGCUCACACUGCAAUUCAACAUCCAUUUGGAGAGAGCAAGAAAGAGAUGCUUUGCUCCAGCUUCGACAAAGCCUCUUAG